AUGGAGUGUGAGGAGAGGAUCAAAGAAUCCACCAACCUGCUGAAUUUGAAAAGUAAAACAUUUCCUGAAAAGAAACCUCAGCAGAAGAUCACAUUCACGACUGACCACACUAUCAAUACUCAGGAAAAAAAUAACAUGGCUUGCCGUCUAUUGUCAUCAAGAGACCAUAAAAUUAAAGAAUUGAAAAAUGAAGUGGCUUUUCUGAGGAAUAAAUUGGAGACCUUUGCUACGGAAAAUACAAUCUUGAAGCGUCUUCUCAGGACAUCUGAGGAAGAAGAGCGCAGGGCUUCUAAGAAGCUGAGAGAGGUUCAGGCGGAACUCUUAAAAACAACGGACGCCUUAUUGACUUUCCAGAAACUUUCUGAAGACAAGAAACAUGGAGAGAGAGGAGAACCUUGUCCUAAAUUAACAUCACUUCCCCCAAAAUUGGAAGCCAGUGAUAAGAGAAUCCAGGUAAUAUGCAACGUACAUUGCUUAGAACAACCUAGCUGGGCUCUGUGAGACCCCUAUAAAGAAAUGCAUUAAGAAAC
Messenger RNA from Crotalus tigris (Tiger rattlesnake), 530 nucleotides. Its product is annotated as lebercilin-like protein. NCBI's taxonomy places the organism in Eukaryota, Metazoa, Chordata, Lepidosauria, Squamata, Viperidae. The record is from RefSeq and is a predicted model, not a curated record. Gene Ontology annotation, cellular component: axoneme. Bases 1 to 501 code for a protein of 166 amino acids. Gene Ontology annotation, biological process: intraciliary transport. The transcript is spliced from 2 exons.